Penaeus monodon (black tiger shrimp) is the source of this 6720-nucleotide messenger RNA. RefSeq names its product ATPase family AAA domain-containing protein 5-like (gene elg1). Gene Ontology annotation, cellular component: nucleus. Lineage: Eukaryota; Metazoa; Arthropoda; Malacostraca; Decapoda; Penaeidae. Gene Ontology annotation, molecular function: ATP binding; DNA binding; DNA clamp unloader activity. The record is from RefSeq and is a predicted model, not a curated record.
GUCCUCGGGGAGAUUUCGCGCCAAAAACUCCCGGAUCGCAAAUGUAAACAGAAGAAUCCGACUCCAAAACAAGUAGGGAAUAUUAGACCCUCCUCCAGCAUUUUACUCAUGAUUGGAGAAACCUGACUCCCACCAUGCCGAGUGCCACUGAGGUGCAGAAUAUCCCCCCACGGGAAAAGGGGCAAAGGGGAAUAGACUCCUUUUUUAAGAGCCCAAAAGCAUCUCCUGUAGUCAAGGAUAAGAAAGAUCUGUUUUCAUAUUUCAAGAAAGUAAACAGCAGUCUAGACCAGAUAAACGGAACAAGUAAUCAAAAGGAGAGCAAAGAAGAGGAAGGUUUGGAUUCAGGUGUUGUUGAGCAGGAAAAGGAGGAGGUUGAAAUAUCAGGAAGUGAGAGUGAAGUUGACAUAACCAUCGAUGUACAGGGUGAAGCAAGCGAGACCGAAAAGGAUGAGCAAACAUCGUCCCAGACAGAUGGGUCAUCCACUGAAAGUUUAGUUGAAGAGGAAUCUAGUGCAUCUGUGUCAGACGAAGAACCAGAAGUGUUAGAGAUGGUAAAGGAGAAAGUAUGUAAGAACAGUGAAAAACCUACAGAAGGGUUGAGUUCCGGGAGACAGAACAUCUUUGCAUUCAUGAUGGCUAACAGAAGUAAACAAAAUGAGGUGUUGCGGGAAAUAAGAGAAGACGAGGAAGCUGCUGAAAAUGACAGCUCAGAAACCUUGCUGAAUAAAAAAGGUGUUAUUAGUAAUAGUGAGGAAGAAGAAUGUGAUGGCAAGAAAAGUAAAAAGGUGAAUGAAUCAAACAAUACUGCACAUAUGGAUAAAAAUGAAAUAAAGAAGAAAAUAGGGAAAGAGAAAAGGACAGUCUGUAGGAACAAAAAAUCUGUCAGAAAAAAUGUGCAAUUGACAGAGACUGAAUCGUCAUCAACAGAAAGCUGUGAAGAGCUUGAAGUAGUUUUUGAGAAAAAGGAUACCACAAGUAAAAAUAAUUCCCACAAUCCUGACAUAGCUCCCAAAGCCAAACUUAAUAAAGUCCCCACAUCAUACUCUGGUGGAAAUGCUUUUGCUUUUAUGAUGGCAAAUAGACAUAAGCAGGACAAAGCUCUUUCAGAGAAUGAAUCAGGAAAAGGAGAGACCAGCGAGGGUGACAAUAAUGAAAACUCAGAUUCUUCCACAGACAAUACAGUUUAGAUUCAUCCUUAGCUGAUUUUGAGAUUUCGGAGAGAGAGGAACCAAAGGUCAGUAAGCCAAAGAAAACUGUAAGGAAGAGGAAAACAAAUACUGCAGUUUCUGGACAAUCAGAUGAUCCAGUUCAAGCAUCUGAAAUCAAAAUAGAAGAAGGACUUGGAUUGCCCAAGAUUCCAAUACAGACAACUGAAACCAAAGCAGAAGAGAAAGUCACCAAAAAGAUUACAGAAAUAGUCUCCAAAAACAUGUCCAAAACUACAAGAACAGAAGGUUCACGACGGAACGCUAGUAACAUUGCAAUGUCAGAAGCUGAAGAGAAAUGUCAAACAAAUAUUAAGGAUGAAAGAGAUGCACCUGAAACAAAACCUCCUACUGAGACUGAAGAAUAUAAAGACAACAAUGUUAGGCAAAAGAAUGUUAAAAUGAAAACUCCUAAAACUAAAAGAGUGAGAGUAGUUGCAGUGACUAGUAACAAACAAGAUGGCUGAGAUCCCUGUAGAAAAAAAUACAGAAGAAAGCCAAAUCAAUUCAGAGAUAGUAGAGAAGGAGAAAAGGGAAAAAAACAAGGAAAAUGUAGCUGUUGUAGAAGUUUCCAGUUUGGAAAGUGAUGAAAGAGUGAAGAUUGAAACUGCAGAAGCUGAGGAACCACCAAGGAAGAGAAGAAGGAAAAAAGUAGACUAUGUAGUAGACUCUGAUAAAGAAGAAGAAAUCAUUGAUCAUAAAACAAGCCACAAAAUUAAUCCUGAGGAAAUGGGAGACAAAGACUACACUAUAACUGAUGCUGACACACAAAAUAGUUCAAAGAAAGGAAACAUUUUCACCUUCUUCAAAAAAAUCUCCAAAGAAGAGAAGGCUGUUGAGAGAAGCAAGAACAUUUUUACAGUCAAGGCUGAUGUUCAUGCUCCAUGUGAUGGAAUGCUAGAAUCCAGCAAAAUGGAACAUGUAGCAAAGAGAAAGAAAAUACAAGGUAAUGAAACUGCUGAUAAAGAGAAUGUCAGUAACAUCCCCGAAGACAAGAAGAAUGAUAGAAGAAUCAGUAGAAGGAUAAAGAAAAGACAAGAACUUGAGGAGCUAAAUAAGAUAGAAUUACUGGAGCAGAUUACACCAACUAAUUCACCCAUAAAGUUACCAGCACAGAAUUUAAGAGAGAUUAAUAUAACGAGUAACGAUUUAUCAAAGAAGGAAAGGGGGACGGGCACUAUCACAGAGGCAACAGCAGUGGAGAGUAAAACCAUUGAAACAAAGAAUAAUGUUGCAUGAUUGUGCCAAAACAGAAGAGAGUAAGAAUGAUGAGGCUAAGAUUCCCCUGGAAGAUGAUCUUGUAAAUAAAGAAAACCCAGAAAAGAAGGAACCUGCAAAGAAAUCUAGAAGAAGACUGUCAAGAAAGGGAGUCAGUGAACCUCCAAAUACAGUAGACGAAACUGUUCUCCCAAAAGAGAAUACUUUACCUGAAUCCAUAGUAGAAAGUAUAGAAACUCCAUCCUCAAUCCUGGAUGCCACAGAGGAUGAGAUCUUUCCUAAAAGCACCAGAGCUACCAGAGCCAGGAGUCUAAACAAAUCAUUGCAAGAUACUAAUACCGACACUGAUACAAGCAUAGGGUCCAGGAAGAGAUCACCAAGAACAAGAGAUAACCUGAUAUCGGAAUCUAUGGAGAGUGAGGAUGAUAAGGAGAAUGUUGUUCACUACACAUCUACUCUUAUUCAGAAACCUGGGAAACUGAGACUGAGAUUGAAGAAAGUUCAACCAACUUUGAAGACCAAAACCAAAGGAAGAAAAUCUUUAAGUCUAAAGCACAAUAACGUAGCCGAGAGUUGCCCCGCGCAGGCCAAAGCACGAGAACUUGUGCAAAAGGCUAAACAAACAAGAAGGAGUCCCAAGGGAAAAGUAAAGCGAUUGAGCAUGAGUAGAACCAAAAAGAAAACUCUGAGCAAUGAUGUUGUGAAGAAGAUAGUUGAACAGAAUGUAGUACAAGUUAAUAUGGUACAAAUUGAUAAUGAUGUGGUCCUCAUUGAUGAUGAGGAAGCUUCACCAGUCAAGCCAGCAAAGAAGAAAAGGCAGAUGCUUCUCAAGCCUCCAACUGCAUCAACUCCAAAGACAAAACUAACAAAAAGGAAAGUCAUUAGGAGUAAAAAAGGAAAUCAAAACAGACCAGAGGAAGUCAAGGUUCUGGAUGACACUGUUGGCGAGUCUUCAAGGAGAUCCUCGCGGCAAGCAGCAGCAAAUGCAGCUGAGAAAGAGAAACCUGUGAAAGAAUCCAAGCUGGCUCCAAUAUUUUGUAAGAAGAAGGUUAUAGAACUCUCACCUUCAAAACUGAAGGCACGACAGGACUUCUUACAGUCUGGUGUCCCUGAUCAGAUCAAGAAGCAAGUGUUGAUUGAGAAAAGUCAGGAGGAAGAAGUCAGUGAGUGGCCACCUUUCCCAGCUGUCAGUCAUGUACAACAGAAGAGUGAUGCCGAUACUGUAUGGAGUCUUGCCUCUCCAAAUAUUGAGAAGCUGAAAGAAACAAAUGAAAGUGAUUCCUCUUUAGUGCCACUGGGAACAAAAAUAUAUAGCACUGAUAUGAUGUCCAUAUUAAACAAAGAUAAAUCUAGUACAAAAUUGGGCGUGGGUAAUAAUCCAAUGCUGGACGUAGCAAGCAUCAUCGCAAUCCUUCUCAGCCUGAAGAAGGAAAACCCCUACUUUCCAGCGCUUUCAGUCUUUAAAUCCUACCUAGACUUGAAAAAGGAUGCUGUAGAUUUGUAUAAAAAAGAACUAGAGAAGGAAGAAUCCAAGAUUAAGGUAAUAGACCUACAAAAGAUCAAGACUGAGUGGGGCAAAGGGGAAAAAGAAGGAAGCUGAGGAAAAGGGUGAAGAUAAAGACACUUCACUUCCCUUGUGGCAGGAGAGAAUUCCGAAUGCAUGGACACAAGUUUUUGCACCCAAACAUACCAGUCAAGUCAUCGGUAAUACAGGUCAUAUCAGGAAAAUGAAGAUGUGGCUACAGGAGUGGAAAAGAAAGUCAGAGAUAUAUGCCAACAAGGAGAAGAAUGGAAAGAAGAAAAAGACAUUUAGAAAAGAUGAUGACUUCCUGAUAUCUGACGAUUCCAGCAGUUUUGGUGACGACGAUUUUGUCAACACAUUUUUGUUGUCAGGACCGCCUGGUAUCGGCAAGACCUCAGCUGUAUAUGCCCUUGCUACAGAGCUUGGUUAUAAGGUGCUGGAGGUGAAUGCAUCCUCAAGACGACAGGGAAGACAGGUCAUGACUCAGCUAGCUGAGGCCACGCAAUCUCACUCAGUGUCUAGCAAAACGUCCCAGCAACCUGCCAACACUUUGACAGCCAUGUUUGCCGCCAAGGUAUCAGCUGAUACUAAGCCUUCUCCAAAGAAAGUAAACCUCCAUGAAGAAAGCCAGAACUCCAACAAAGAUUUGGAGAGCAAAAAGAAAGUGGCUCUUGUUUUGUUUGAAGAUAUUGAUAUUGUUUUUGAAGAAUGGGAUGAAGGUUUUAUCACAACAGUAAACAAUUUCAUGGCCACUAGCAAGAGACCAAUUAUCUUGACUGUCAGUGAUUCGUCACCAAAUGUGCUGGCCAAAAUAAAAGGAAAUUAUGAAAAAUUAGACUUUGUAUCCCCACCAGAGGAUCUUAUAGCGCAUCACCUGCAAUUGGUCUGUCUUGCAAAUGGCCACCAUAUAUGUUUAAAAGAUGUACAAACACUUGUUCAUGUGAACAAAAGUGAUGUCCGACAGUCAAUACAUGAUCUUCAGCUCUGGACAAUGUCUGGCUCGUCAUCCCAGAUAUGUGAUUGUCUGGAAAAUAGGAAUAAGGAUGAUUCUGAGACAAACAGGGAGGAAGAGAAUAGUAAAUCUUCCAAAGUUGUGAAAGAUUUAAGUCUUGGUGACAUAUUCCCAGAUACCGAUCAGGUAGAGACUUCAAAUGUAGAAUUAUACAAGUCUGGCUUGUGGGGGAAAAUCAAAGGAAGUGCAGUAUUUGACAGCAAAGCAGUUCUUCUUUGUGAUAGAAGAAGAAUGACUCUGGAAAAACAGCAGGAGUCCAACGGGAACAUCUGCUGGUCCCAGAUUUCAAGCAAUAUCCUCUUACUCCUCCCUCUUCCUCUCACUGAGACAGAGGAGACAAAACCCAAGUAUCCUCUCCAGCCUGACGAUCCCCUCCUAAAAACCACACACCUAUGGCAGAGACACAGUUGGCUUUCAAUUGACGAGGAUGAAGAAGAGUUGGAACAGCAGCCUGUGACUAAUACCCCAAAAAUUCCUCCCAAUAUACAGAAAUCAUCCAGACAAUGUUUAGAGUCCAUGGCCCAUCUUUAUGACACAAUUGCCCAGCUGGAUGUCCUUGACUCGUCUCAGCUAGAAAGUUAUCCUGGAAAGAGGAUAGAGGAACGCGGAUGGUGGACAAGGCAGCCCACAGCAGGACUUAGCGACGAACAAGAUAACUGUGAUCUUCCUUGGGCACCUCGUAACUUGACCAAUGAUCUCAUCCAAUUCAUAGGCCAGAGAGCUGUGAAAUAUUGUCAUGAAGAAGUAUCAGCUGCACUACCCAAGGAUUCUGUAACAGAGUGGCCUCAGUUGUGUCUCAAGAUACAUAAUGAUAUGAGGGUACCAAGCCUGAUACCACACGUGUCCAAAGCUAACAGCCUCAGGCAAGAACAUCGACGUAUAGCGGCAUCCAUAACUUCAUGUCUGCCAGCCAUUAACUAUCUUAACAAAAACACAUCCACGGAUCACUUACCCUGUAUACGAAGCCUCAUUAGAUAUGAUGAGCUUAGUGCUGCAAUAAGUAAAAACAGAAGAGGAAGGAGAUUUUUAAGCAAUGUUGCACACUUAGGCAUAGAUUUAUCAGCUGAGGAAAAAUUAAAAACAGCCAAUGCACUCUUGAGCUAGCCAUGUUUGUAGACUUGGGAGUCUUUUUACACAUUGUAAUUAUAAUAUUUUUUUUACUGUAGCCAUUUAUUCUUUAUUUAUGAAAUAUUUAUGCUAGUAAAUGAAAGUUAAAAAUUCUGAUAAAGUUUUAAUAUUUUAAGAAAUAUUAAGAGGUUAUUUUAGGUAAAUAUUCACUCUUGUGUCAUUGCAUCUCAUAUUUUUAUAAUCAUUGUAUCAUUAUUUUAUAAAGUCGUAUCAUGGAAAAUAGUAAAAUUUUAUAAUAUAUAAUCUGAUAGUUUCUUUGCUAAAACCAGUUCUUAUUUAUUAGUAGCCAGAAUAAUAGUAUGAUAUGUCACAAAGUGACCUUGUUAGAUAAAUAUUUUAUACUGUUGGAAAUUCAGGAGUGUCGUAUAGUAUAACACCUAUGCAAAACUAUAACUAAUAUUUUCAUACGUUUCAUAUGAAAUUUUUACUAAUUUCUUUUUCAUUGUUCUGCAGUGCCCUCUUAUAUUUCACAUAUCAUCUGCCAUUCAUUAAUCAUUGUUGAUUAGUAAGUUCAUGUCUGCCAUAUAGUGCUGAAGUCAAACACUCAUCCCGAAGAUGUUAAGAAGGGCAUUUAACAAGGGCAAAGGUAUCUAUAAUCUGAUUAUAGGAGUCUCCAGGCAUAGAUAAAGUCAAUA